AUGGCUGACGAGUCUCCCAGUCUCCAAAAUCUAUUUGAGGAACUCGGGUUCCCCCCGAGCGAGCACCAAUUCUUGCUUCGUCUUUUCGGCUCGUCUGACCCAUUUGCUGGGCUUCCUGGUGCAGACCUAGAGGCCACUCACAGCCGAGAUCAAUCUGGUCAACUCAGCUCAGUCAGUAUUGGUCGCAGACUUGCAUCUACUAGGCUCUGUGAACGCGCCAAUCAGUUACAUCCAUCAUCUCACCAUCGUCCUAGUGGCUUUCGCGAAGGUUUAGAAGGCAGAGACCUGGUUCACUACGAAGAAGAGUGGACCUCUCUGAUCGCCGCUGAUUCGGAAUCUCUGUUCUCUGAGUUACUCCAACAGCUUGCAUCGGAUAACGAGCAUCCCUGCCUCGAGUCCUCUGAGCUUCCCCAAUACCCCAAGGCAUCAGAGAACGUUGCAAGCCCUAGAUCCGUUGGACCUCCGAGCCCAUCAAUUUAUGAUAGCGAAACAGGUGAGCCUCCCGAUUCUGUUGUUGACCUCAACGCGACCCAUGGAGCCCAAGACAAUUGCGAAAUAUCCCAGGACCCGAGGACUUUGAACGAGCCUGGGAGCUUUGAGCAAUUAAUUCAAUCAUUCCCAAGACCUCCCGGUCGCAAUCAAACGGUCGGGGACCAAAGUUGCUCCCGCGUUUCUUCUGACUUCCAACGAGUGCCACAUAAAGAUAGUGCCCAGGCUAAUACAUCGACCGUCGCCAGUAGUCAGAUCAAAUCUGUGACCAGCCUCCCUCGGAUUUCCCGAUUUUCUGAGGAAUUCGGUGACAGUAAUCCGAUCGGAGAGCAAGAUCCUUCCAAAAUUUGCGCCAAAGCCAAUACAUCUGCACUCGAUACCAGUGGGCCGGGGAAUCCCUCAACUGGUUCUUCUGGAUUCUCUCUGCCGCCUUCUAUCGAAGUCUCAACCGCCGUUAACUCUCGGAACUUUUCGUUUCAGGCCCCUCCCCUGUCUCCCGGCACCUCUUUCAGAGGGUCACGCCCCCCCAUCGACCACCACAAGGGACAACAAGUGAAGCCUGAAAUCUCUCGCCAGACCCAGGAGCGCGGAAGCCAGUACGUCGCUUUCCCCAAAUACCCCUCGCGAGUUCGUCCGACCAGUGAGGUGAUAAGAAGGCAGCGCUCCUUCAACUCUAUCCUUGAGGGGCGCCCUGCAUCGAUUGCUUAUUCCCCUCGGUAUUACCAGAAGACGCCUCUACGUAUCUCUUCUCGUCCGUCGAGAUUCUCUUUCUCAUCAGGGAAAAAGAGCACAGAGAAGUGCAAGAGAGUCUUCAAACGUUUUGUUAAGAAGCUCAAGCGUCUGCGUUGUCAAACCCGCAAACGCCCGGGUACUCCAUCAACACUCAAUCAUUAA
Molecule: messenger RNA, 1383 nt
Organism: Penicillium griseofulvum
Lineage: Eukaryota; Fungi; Ascomycota; Eurotiomycetes; Eurotiales; Aspergillaceae
Exons: 2
Coding region: 1-1383 (460 amino acids)
Source: RefSeq, a predicted model, not a curated record